UCUCUGAUCAAGGAGGUUGUCUCGAUUCAAGGAGGAUUCGAAUCCAGCUGCUGCAGGAAGAUGAACUUCACCCACCACCAUGGCAUGUAUACGUCCCUCCACCUCUGGAACCGCAGCAGCCAUGGGCUGCAUGGAAAUACCAGCGAGUCCCCGGGGAAGGGGUACUCAGACGGAGGAUGCUAUGAGCAACUUUUUGUCUCCCCGGAGGUGUUUGUGACUCUGGGUGUCAUAAGCCUUUUGGAGAACAUUCUAGUGAUCGUGGCAAUAGCCAAGAACAAGAACCUGCACUCACCCAUGUACUUUUUCAUCUGUAGCCUGGCUGUGGCUGAUAUGCUGGUGAGCGUUUCGAACGGGUCGGAAACCAUCGUCAUCACCCUGUUAAACAACACAGACACCGAUGCACAGAGCUUCACCGUGAAUAUUGACAAUGUCAUUGACUCUGUGAUCUGUAGUUCCUUGCUUGCAUCCAUUUGCAGCCUGCUUUCCAUUGCAGUGGACAGGUAUUUCACUAUCUUUUACGCACUCCAGUACCAUAACAUUAUGACGGUUAAGCGGGUUGGGAUCAUCAUAAGUUGUAUCUGGGCAGCUUGCACGGUGUCAGGCAUCCUCUUUAUCAUUUACUCGGACAGCAGUGCUGUCAUCAUUUGCCUCAUCACCAUGUUCUUCACCAUGCUGGUACUCAUGGCCUCUCUCUAUGUCCACAUGUUCCUGAUGGCGAGGCUUCACAUUAAGAGGAUUGCUGUCCUCCCCGGCACUGGCACCAUCCGCCAGGGUGCCAACAUGAAGGGGGCGAUUACCCUGACCAUCCUCAUUGGGGUCUUCGUUGUCUGCUGGGCCCCUUUCUUCCUCCACUUACUGUUCUAUAUAUCUUGCCCUCAGAACCCAUACUGUGUGUGCUUUAUGUCUCAUUUCAACUUGUAUCUCAUACUGAUCAUGUGUAACGCCAUCAUUGACCCUCUCAUUUAUGCACUCCGGAGUCAAGAACUGAGAAAAACCUUCAAAGAAAUCAUUUGCUUCUAUCCCCUGGGAGGCAUCUGUGACUUGUCCAGCAGGUAUUAAGUGGGGACUGAGUGCAGUCCCAGGAACCUGCAGACUUUCCCACUCUGGCACAACCCGAGCAGUGUGCUUUGAUGACAGCUGCCUCUUUUGUGUAGUGCUUUGGCUGGAAAUAUCUACUGCAUACGUUUCAGUUUAUGACUUUUGAUAUGGAAAAAAGGUCUUAACCGGUCAUUUUUAAUGUCAUGCUACUUUUUGGUCUGUCA
Phodopus roborovskii (desert hamster) is the source of this 1262-nucleotide messenger RNA. It is a transcript of the gene Mc4r, whose product is annotated as melanocortin 4 receptor. Gene Ontology annotation, cellular component: membrane. The record is from RefSeq and is a predicted model, not a curated record. Gene Ontology annotation, biological process: G protein-coupled receptor signaling pathway. The transcript has a single exon. Gene Ontology annotation, molecular function: melanocyte-stimulating hormone receptor activity. Bases 61 to 1059 code for a protein of 332 amino acids. NCBI's taxonomy places the organism in Eukaryota, Metazoa, Chordata, Mammalia, Rodentia, Cricetidae.